UCCAAUCAGCUGCAGGGAAGGAACAGCAGCUUGUGUUUGAAAUCUUCGCGCUUUUGGUUUUGUUUAGCUUACUAUCCGAUCCGACAAAGGCUUUAAAAUACAUUUUUACUUCAAUACGGUUGUCAAUAAUUCGUCGCGGAUACAUAUUGUAUCUAAUGGUUUUGGUCGUGGCCUUCCAAGGAAACAGUAUAUGGGAGUUCUAUUGACUAUAAUGUAGUAUGAGCAUUGUGUUAAUCCUUCAUAUGUAAACAAACAUAAGGGAGCAGAAUAAACCAGGACAAUGCGAGAUGUGGAGGUGUGCAGCCACGUAAAAGUGGUGGUCCGAGUCCGUCCUUUGAAUGACAAGGAAAAGGCUGGAAAUUACAGAAAUGUGGUCCAGGUGGUUGACAACCACAUGCUUAUCUUUGAUCCCAAAGAGGAACAAGUGACAUUUUUCCGGGGACAAAGGGGAGGCAACAGGGAUGUGCGGAAGAAAGCCAAUAAAGACCUCAAGUUCGUGUUUGACAGCGUGUUUAAUGAAGACUCUUCACAGUUGGAGGUUUUUGAGAACACCACUAAAGCAAUAGUGGAUAGCGUCCUGAAUGGCUACAACUGCACUGUGUUUGCUUAUGGGGCUACAGGAGCAGGAAAAACGCAUACAAUGUUGGGCAGUGUGGAUGACCCCGGAGUGAUGUUUUACACCAUGAAGGAACUGUUUACUCGUAUGGACUCCAUCAAGGAAGAAAAAGUCUUCGAUAUAGCUUUCUCUUAUCUUGAGGUUUAUAAUGAGCAGAUUCGGGAUUUGCUAUCUAACUCUGGUUCAUUAGCGGUAAGAGAGGAUGGGUCCAGUGGAGUUGUGGUUCAAGGACUUACCCUGCACCAGCCCAAAUCUGCAGAGCACAUCCUUGAAGCUCUUGAUUAUGGCAACAGGAACAGGACGCAGCACCCCACUGACAUGAACGCCACAUCUUCACGCUCCCAUGCCGUAUUCCAGAUCUACUUGAGGCAGCAGGAUAAGACAGCCAGUCUUAAUCCAAAUGUUUGUGUGGCUAAGAUGAGUUUAAUCGACCUGGCCGGCUCAGAAAGGGCCAGUGCAACCAACGCCAAGGGGGCCCGUCUCCGAGAAGGGGCCAACAUCAACCGGUCUCUUCUUGCCCUUGGGAAUGUCAUCAACACACUCGCCAACCCAAAAUGUAAGAAGACGCACAUUCCUUACAGAGAUAGCAAGCUGACACGGCUCCUCAAAGACUCGCUCGGUGGAAACUGCCGAACUGUGAUGAUCGCUAACGUCAGCCCGUCCUCGUUUUCCUAUGAAGAUACGCACAACACUCUCAAAUAUGCCAACCGCGCCAAGGAGAUCAAAUCCACUCUGAAGAGUAAUGUCAUGAGCUUGGACAGUCACAUCGGCCAGUAUGCCGUCAUUUGUGAAAAACAGAAAGCAGAGAUCAUCAUGCUGAAACAAAAACUUCGAGAGUAUGAAGAGCGGAAGGUGGAGGUUCCUGCCCUCAAUACAAUCCCCAUCCAGAGAAGAGCUGAAUUUGAGAAAAUGUCUGAGUCUAUGCGCAGCGUGUUUGCAGCACGUCUGCAGGUCCGUAAGGAGCAGCUAGUCAUUGAAAAGCAACUGAAUGAAAGCAGGCUGACCAUGAGACAUAGGGAGCUGUGGCACCAGCAGAGCUUGAUCUUCUUCCCCGACAACAGGGCUGAGAAGGCCACCUGUAAGUAUGAGCGUAAGUUGGCCUCCCUGAAGUCUCACCAGGAGCACCUGCAAAAGAGCUUGCUAGAGAGCGAAAAGCAAUUUCAGGAGAACGAGGGAUGGCUUCACCGCAUCGAAAACGACAUGAAGAUGCUUGGACAUGAAGGACACUCUCCAGAGGAGCUGCAAAGAGAACUAAAGUGCCAUCAGCUGCAGGUGAAGAUCGCUGACCUUCAGCAACACAUUGAGCACAUGAACCACCUCAUCAGUGUGCAAGACCAGGAAAACGCUCACACGCACAAGUUGGUAAACGCCCUGCUGUCCACCUGCCGCCGACAGCACCUGGCGUUGAAGGCCGAGAACAUCACCACAGAUGACAGCGAGUGGGAGGAGCUUGAGCGGCUGGUGCACAGAGAGAGGGGCGUGGUCUGGGCAGACCAGGAGAAACCAGAGGAAAAGGUUGAUGAUGGCACAGGAAACACUCAUCUGCAGCCCAUCUUGUCUUUCUCGCACCUCAUAUCUCACCAGAGCACGCCGUGCAGUGGAGAGAAACGCACGCGCCGAACCUCACAGCGACUGAGACUCGCACACUCAUCCAAAGCGUGUAGCCCUCAAAAUCAGGAUGCAGAGGCUGAAUGUGCUUCUAAAAAACCAAUCAGGAGGAAGCUGGCUGUGUCUCCUGCAAAUCCAGGGGAGGAUGGAGCAAUUCCUGUGCCGUCCCACUACCCUCCUGCCCUUCAGGAGGUCUUAAGACAGGAGGGCAUGUUCCCACUACAGUACACUCCUCAGAGCCAGCCACAUGUUUCAUGCACCUUUGAUCCAAACUCAACAUUCGACGUUGGUAAUAAUGAAGACACGGCUGCCGCUAAUGCCACAGUAGUUUUAUCACCUGAGCCACCUGGGCAUAUGACUCUCAGGGCGCUACGAGCUAACAAUGGGAAUGAGUCACCUAAAAGGUUGGAGAUUCCAUCGCUUUUAGACCUGCGAAGAUCCAAACCAUCUUACAUGGCCAUGACCUCGGCUGCUCAUGGCAAACGCAAAUUUGGUUCCAACGAUGGGAAACAGGACAGUUCUCAAGCCAUAGCCGCGGCACCCAAGCGUAUAAAAAGAGAUCCCUGCGAGGCGUCUAAAGCACUACGAGUCCGACGUUUUGGAGUUUCAUCUGAGAAUAAGCCAGGUCGAAUAGUAGUACGAAGUGUGUCUGAGGGAAACCUCCAUCAGCUCGACCAGCGCAAGCCCAAAUCGGGCCCAAUGGGGCCUGCUGCGUUCUUUAAAAAAGUAGCCAAGAGGAUGUAAGGGAUCUCCACUGCUAUUAAAGACAGUUCUUUCAUAAACCGCCUUUCUCAUGAAAUGUGUAGUUGAAAAGUUGUAAAUAAAAGUCUGGUUCUUGGGUUUCAUUAUUUUUUUGAUGUUGAUUUUUAAAAAAGAAAUGUGUUUAUAGAAAAUUUGUUUAGUCAAAUUUGAAGAAAACAUUAAAGUAUUGCAUUUUUACUGUUGUCUGGUCUGGGUGUU
Messenger RNA from Paramisgurnus dabryanus, 3184 nucleotides. RefSeq names its product kinesin family member 18A (gene kif18a). Gene Ontology annotation, molecular function: ATP binding; microtubule binding; microtubule motor activity. Lineage: Eukaryota; Metazoa; Chordata; Actinopteri; Cypriniformes; Cobitidae. The record is from RefSeq and is a predicted model, not a curated record. Gene Ontology annotation, biological process: microtubule-based movement.